GCUAAUCAACAUGGCUUCUUGCACCCCUUGUCUUGUCCUACUCGUGUGUCUCACCAGCCUUGUGCAGGCAUCGCUGAUAGCGGCGAACCCGCCACAGCAGCCGCCUUUUGAGCUGCCGGAGUCCGAGGUGAGGGACAGGUUCUCCAAGUGGACGACCAAGUACUCGAAGCACUACUCAUGCCAUGAGGAGGAGGAGAAGCGGUUCCAAAUCUUCAAGCAGAACACCAACGCCAUCGGCGCUUUCGCCGCCCAGACAAGCACCAACGUCGUCGUCGGCAGGGCCAGGCCGCAGACCAUCACCACCGUCAAGGCCAGCAUGAACAGGUUCGGCGACCUCACCCCCAGUGAAGUCGUCGAGCAGUUCACGGGUUUUAACAACACCAACUUCCAACCCGCGUCGCCCACUCCCCUCCCCCUUGACUCCUGGAAGCCGUGCUGCGUGGACUGGCGCUCCAGCGGCGCUGUCACCGGCGUCAAGUUUCAAGGCACUUGCUCGUCAUGCUGGGCAUUCGCGGCCGUGGCGGCGAUCGAAGGCAUGAACAAGAUCAGGACCGGGGAGCUGGUGUCACUGUCGGAGCAGGUGCUCGUGGACUGCGACACCGGGAGCGGUGGCUGCAGCGGCGGCCGCUCGGACACCGCCCUGUCUCUCGUGGCCGCACGCGGCGGGAUCACGUCGGAGGAGAAGUACCCGUACAGCGGAGUCAAUGGAAAGUGCGACAUGGACAAGCUCCUGUUCGACCACCAAGCAUCCGUCAAGGGCUUCAAGGCCGUGCCGAUCAAUGACGAAUGCCAGCUGGCCCUCGCCGUAGCAAGGCAGCCCGUGACCGUGUACAUCGACGCCAGCGGAUUUGAGUUCCAGUUCUACUCCGGCGGUAUCUACCGCGGCCCCUGUUCCGCGGAUGCGACGCAAGUGAAUCAUGCCGUCACCAUCGUCGGCUACUGCGAGGGGCCCGGCGAGGGGAACAAGUACUGGAUUGCCAAGAACUCCUGGAGCAACGACUGGGGUGACCAGGGAUACGUCUACCUCGCCAAGGACGUGCCCUGGUCAACGGGCACAUGUGGCCUCGCCACCUCACCCUUCUACCCAACAGCUUAACCACGGCUGCCAUCGAUCACAAGUAUGAUAUCUAUGGAUAU
Molecule: messenger RNA, 1137 nt
Organism: Lolium rigidum
Lineage: Eukaryota; Viridiplantae; Streptophyta; Magnoliopsida; Poales; Poaceae
Product: ervatamin-B-like
Exons: 2
Coding region: 11-1096 (361 amino acids)
Cellular component (GO): lysosome
Molecular function (GO): cysteine-type endopeptidase activity
Source: RefSeq, a predicted model, not a curated record